AUGGCGACACCAGUCAAAAAUUCUGUUCAUGGUCAAAUUAAAAUCAAAGGUGAAAAAGCCUAUUUUCGUGGCGAUGAAAUUCUCUGUAUUUCUGUUCGUGAUACACUUCGAUACGAUGCAGAAUGUAUUGUCUUAGGCUCAAUUACUAUCCGUUUAGAACAAGGACACAAAAUGCCGAUUAUUUAUCGAUGUUUAUAUGAUCCAAAAAAAGCACAUAUGGAAUUCGAUCAAAUUAAAUCCAUACCUGGUGGUAUCACUCUAUCAGCAACUAUUGAAAGAAACGAUCAAUUACUAUAUGCAAAUAAUACAGAUCUACCAUUAGCAGAAGAAGUUGAUAUUGAAUUAGUUAAAAUUGAGUGA
Molecule: messenger RNA, 360 nt
Organism: Rotaria socialis
Lineage: Eukaryota; Metazoa; Rotifera; Eurotatoria; Philodinida; Philodinidae
Source: the annotation of a GenBank genome assembly